CACAUGGCUUGCCCAACGUGCAUAUUGGGAAAACUGGGUCCAAGCGCACAACAACGGGGAAAUAGGCGGUGAAAGACUGUUGAAUUAGCAUGGGACGGAGCGCUAACUUAUCUACCCCUCCGAAAGCCAGAGAUCCUCCACUCCUUUUCCUCCCGACCAAUUCUUCUUGAAAAACACCAUCAAUCCCAAUCCGAGCCAAACGCAAACGCUCGCCCGCCAUGGCUUCCCGUCCUCAGAACAUUGGCAUCAAGGCCAUUGAAAUCUACUUCCCCAGCCAGUAUGUCGAACAAUCUGAGCUCGAGAAGUUCGAUGGCGUCAGCGCGGGAAAAUACACGAUCGGUCUUGGCCAGACAAAGAUGAGCUUCUGCGAUGAUCGCGAGGACAUCUACUCGAUGAGCUUGACCGUCCUCUCCAAGCUGCUCAAGAACUACAAUGUGGACGUUAACUCGAUCGGCCGCCUCGAGGUCGGCACCGAGACCAUUCUCGACAAGUCCAAGUCGGUCAAGUCGGUGUUGAUGCAGCUGUUUGGCAGCAACACGAGCGUCGAGGGCGUCGACACGGUCAAUGCCUGCUACGGCGGCACCAACGCCGUUUUCAACACCAUCAAUUGGAUCGAGUCCUCGGCCUGGGACGGCCGGGACGCCAUCGUCGUUACCGGCGACAUUGCUCUGUACGCCAAGGGUAAUGCUCGCCCUACCGGCGGCGCCGGCGCCGUCGCCCUGCUGAUCGGUCCCGAUGCGCCCCUCGUCUUCGAGCCCGGCCUGCGCGGCAGCUACAUGGAGCACGCCUACGACUUUUACAAGCCCGACCUGACCAGCGAGUACCCCUACGUCGACGGCCACUUCUCGGUCACCUGCUACACCAAGGCGCUCGAUGCCGCCUACCGCGCCUACUGCAAGCGCGAGGCCCAGAUUGCCAACGGCGUCAAUGGCGACGUCAAUGGCCACGCCAACGGCAACGGCACCGCCGAGCUCGCUGUCCCCAAGACUCCUCUCGACCGCUUCGACUACGUGGCCUUCCACUCGCCCACCUGCAAGCUCGUGCAAAAGUCGUACGCCCGUCUCCUGUACCACGACUACCUCGCCGAUCCUGAGAACAAGGCCUUCGCCGAGGUGCCCCCCGAGGUUCGCGACAUGGACUACACCAAGUCCCUGACCGAUAAGGUUGUUGAGAAGACCUUCAUGGCUCUCACCAAGAAGCGCUUCCAGGAGCGUGUCAACCCCAGCAUCCAGGUGGCCACCAACUGCGGCAACAUGUACUGCGCUAGCCUCUGGGGCGGCCUGGCCAGCCUGGUGUCCCAUGUCGACGAUGCUGCGCUGCAGGGCAAGAGGAUAGCCAUGUUCAGCUACGGCUCUGGCCUGGCCGCCAGCUUCUUCUCGCUCCGAGUCAAGGGCAGCACGGAGAAGAUCGCCCAGGUUCUCGAUAUCCCCAACAGGCUGGCUGCCCGCCGUCAGGUGCCGCCCGAGACGUAUGAUGCUAUGUGCGAUCUCCGCAAGAAGGCCCACCUGCAGAAGGAUUACACUCCCGAAGGCGAUGUCUCGACCAUUGCCCCUGGUACCUACUACCUCACCAAGGUCGAUGACAUGUUCAGGCGGAGCUACGAGAUUAAGCAAUAAUUGCGUGCCGGUGCUCGCAUGGACGAGACUAUGAUAGACCCCCCCUCGCCCCGCCUGGUCCUCCUCCCGCAUUUCCUUUCAUCCUCUUGGUUUGAGGCCUAAUAGAUCCCCGGAUGCAUGCAAUUUCUUUUCGGCACUGCAAAAACGAUGAGGCACCACAUAGAUUCUUGCGGUGGGGAGUUGGUGGCUGGCGUGCUCGCCUUGCUUCGAUGGGCAGGCGGCACUUUCGAGUGACGCAAUAGGGGGGAUGUGCUCCCUCGGUUUAGAAGGUGGAGAUACUACAACCCAUAUACUUAAUGUUUUGGUCCUUAUAUUGAGCGCUCGGCUUUUCACCUAGCGACGGUGUAUAUAGGUGUUUGCUGCGGCGACUUGGGACUGCGCUUGAUACGGGUUACCUGGGUUGGGGUAGCUGCGUGGGCACGAAAGAAACAGAGAUUAUAAUUUCCCGUCUUUGAUGCUUACCCAGCGUCGUCAUCUCGGUGUGGUUGUCGUCUACGGAGGUGUUGGCUAUCGUUUUGUACACCCAAUGAUGGCUCAAAAAUGACAGGGGAUAUGUGU
This is a messenger RNA of Thermothelomyces thermophilus ATCC 42464, 2174 nucleotides long. RefSeq names its product hmg-CoA synthase. Gene Ontology annotation, biological process: ergosterol biosynthetic process; acetyl-CoA metabolic process. The transcript has 4 exons. Gene Ontology annotation, molecular function: hydroxymethylglutaryl-CoA synthase activity. The record is from RefSeq and is a predicted model, not a curated record. NCBI's taxonomy places the organism in Eukaryota, Fungi, Ascomycota, Sordariomycetes, Sordariales, Chaetomiaceae. The coding region runs from base 219 to 1616 and encodes 465 amino acids.